Molecule: messenger RNA, 2829 nt
Organism: Mytilus californianus (California mussel)
Lineage: Eukaryota; Metazoa; Mollusca; Bivalvia; Mytilida; Mytilidae
Product: retinoic acid receptor RXR-alpha-B-like
Exons: 8
Coding region: 82-1386 (434 amino acids)
Biological process (GO): retinoic acid receptor signaling pathway; regulation of DNA-templated transcription
Cellular component (GO): nucleus
Molecular function (GO): zinc ion binding; nuclear receptor activity; sequence-specific DNA binding
Source: RefSeq, a predicted model, not a curated record
AAGGGAAGCACACUUCCGGUUGAACCAAUAACCCGACUGUUGUUGUUGUUGACGAAGAAUUUACUACGUUUAUAAUCACAGAUGUUUUCAGAUGAACAGUCUGUUGCUCAGGAUCUGUACCACACAGAUAUGUCAUCAUCCACGAUGGGAAAUUCACAAAUGACAACAUCCAUAAUAGUGCAGCCUUCACAAAUAUCUGCUACAAAAAUGGAACAGUUAUCCACUACAGAUAUGGGAGACAAUCCAGACAAUCCAGGAACACUGUACAUAGGAGACCAAAUGAUGGGACAGCAAAUAUCACCACCACCACAGGUUUCCACAACAGUUGAUCUCCAUUCUUCAGACUCCGGACAUAGCUCCCAAUUCCAAGAGCCUAUAGCUCCAUGUCUGGUAUGUGGAGAUAAAGGAUCAGGGUAUCAUUACUCUGUUUUCUCCUGUGAAGGUUGUAAGGGCUUUUUCAAGAGGACUGUUCAAAAGUUUCUCACAUACACAUGUAAAGGUUCAGGGAAUUGUAAUGUGAGCAAGUUCACCCGUAACAACUGUCAGGCUUGCCGAUUUCAGAAAUGUUUGGAGGCUGGUAUGAAGAAAGAAGCUGUUCGUGAUGACAGAUCACCUGGUGGUAAGAACAGGAACAAGAGACAACGAUUAGAAGACAUUCCAGGUUUAAUUAAUCCAGAUGGUACCAUUAACAUUAUACCAGAGAGUAUAGAACCAGAAGAAGAUAACCUAAUUGUUGGACUGGUACAAGCCAAACCAGAUCUAACUCCUAAAUUUGAAAGUGGUAACUUGGAUUCUGAGUAUAUUGACAUAAAUCAGAUCAUGCAGCAUGGUUAUGCAGAGUUAAAGUUUAUCAUUGACUGGGCCAAGAAAGUUCCAGGAUUUAAAGCACUAUGUAUUGAUGAUCAAAUGGCUUUGUUAAAGGCAGCCUUCAUGGAGCUUAAUGUAUUGAGACUGUCAUACAGGUCAAUGGAGACAUCAAACUGCAUAAAGUUUGCGGAGGGUUUGAUUGUUCCAACAGAAUUAGCACAGGGUGUUGGUUUCGGGAAGGAAUUGGUGAAUGCCACUACAGAAUUUGCAGCUCGUUUAAAAGAAAUAGAUAUUGACUUAACAGAAUUUUGUUGUUUGAAUGCAAUUGUUCUAACAUAUCCAGAUGCUGCAGGGCUUAAAGAUAAGCCAAAGAUUCUUGCAAUGCAAGGUAAAAUCUUGGAAUCAUUACGACGCUACACUGCCACUCAGUAUCCAAAUGAUCCACGUCGUUACAGUAAAAUAUUGUUGCGUUUACCAUCUUUGAGGAGUGUGAGUGCUAAGGCGGCAGAGAGGUUCCUGUCCCUUUCCCUUGAUGGUUCUUUACAACUCAACAGCUUGGUACUUGAUAUGAUUACUUGAUGAACUGAUGUCACAUGAUCAGCUUUAUGACUGUUAAAUGAAACACUCCUUCUAUGAGAAGUGUGUUGCUCAAAUGUCUGUGAUUUCAUUUGUAAAUUCAAAUUCUAAUUUGAUGUAUAUUUUUUAUUUUAUUGUCCAAAACAUGGAAUAAAAAUCAUGUUAAUUAAAGGCUUGCUCAAGCCUACAUUCAGACAUGUUACUGUUCAUGGAUUUUCCAUUGGACUCGCUGAUUGGAUAAUGUCAAGAUUCCCAGAUUGACUUGACAAUCUUGAAGUAUGACAAUUUUAUAAACUGAAGUUUGAGAUGACAGAACUUUUUUAUUGUAGUGAUUAGAAGAAAUCAUUACAUGAAUUAACUAAAAUUUCAGGUUUUAAUCAUGCAUUUUAUCUGACAGGAUAAUCACUUAUUAAUUGAUAUGCUUGUUUUUAUUUGUAAAAUUAUGUAUUUGUUGUUAUCAGAGAUAAAUGUUUACUUUCCGCUGUUUACUUCUCUUUGAAUAUGUUUAACAAAGCAUGAAUGUGUACAUACAGUAGUCACCUUCUCUUCAAGUCUCAGAUUCUAUGGAGUGUAUUAUGUUAAUAAUAGGGAUGACUGCUUGUAAAGAAUGGAAUAAUAGAAUAUGAUAAAAGGUCAGAUCCUUAGGGUGUUCAUGCUUUGCUUUAAAAAAAAAAUGAAUGUUUUCUGUGCUACUUUCUGUUAUAAAUAUGAUUUCAAACAAUGAAAUAUCUGUCUCCAAAAAGUAUUCACAAUAAAAAGUAAAACUGACAGUUUUUAGAUCCUUGUAAGCAAUGUGGGGACACACAGCCUACAUUUUAAUCAGUUUUGUGUAAAAUAAGUAUUUAUUACACCGGUGAUUGAUCAUCAAUGAUGAAUGAGUUAAUUAAUACCUUGAGAAGGGCCUACUAUUUAUAAUUUGUUAUCCUUACAAUAAGCAUGAAAUAUGUACCAUUGGACAUGUAUACAAAUUAUUUCCAUAUAUAUGAUCUUUGUCAAAUCGAAUUGACAUAAUACACUGUAAUAGGUAACUAACAUGACAUUUAAUUUUUCAAUUUUUUAAUGAAAAAAGACAAUCAGGUAAAUGCAGUGUUAAAUUUUGUCAUUUGCAUUAUUUUAUAGCUGUGAAGAAGAAAAUUUUCACAAGGGUUUUAUUUUAGUAUUUAUCUUUAAGAGGUAUCAAAAUCAAAGACAAGAAAAAUGCGAAAAAAAAUCCUUGUGAACAGGUUUGGCAUUUGAAAUUGGGGAAUUUAAACACAGUUGAAACAGACCACUUUACAGUAGAGCACAAAUUCCAUUUCAUUUAAUUCUUAUAUUAUUGCUCUCAUCUGUUGGCUGUUAUAAUCACAAAGUUGGAGAUAUAUGUUAUUUUGUGGUUAUGCUUGUAUUAUUAUUGUUCAAAGAUAAACAAAAUUCUGUUAUAAUCUGUGUAAUAAAAAGAUAAAUGCA